AUGUUCCCUCCUCUUUCAGCAAAAGGAGGAAAAAGAAACAGAAAUAAAGGGCAACAACAAUCUCAACAACAAAAUUUUCAACAACAGACUCCACAAAAAACUGAAAAACCUGCUGCUAAAGUGGAACAAUCUCCUAAACCUUCUCCUAGCUUCAACUUACCUGACCUUCCUCCUGAAACGUGUCAAUUAAUUGCUGAUUUAGCAGAUAUUGAAAAACGUCUUGACUCUUUAAACGCUUUAUCAGUAAUUGCUGAUAAGCACCCAGACCUAGCUAUUCCUUUGUGGUAUUCAUAUGGUACGGUUGUCAUUUUACUUGAAGAAAUUGUUAGUGUUUAUCCUUACAUAUCUGGUAAACACAAAGAAACUCUUGCUGUAUCAUCUUAUUCAUUGAUUCAAAGAGUUUGUAAAGCUUUGGCAUUACUCCAAACAAUUGCCUCUCAUCCAAAGACCCAACACUUUUUGAUUGGAAUUGAUAUUAUUUAUUUUUUGACUCCAAUCUUCGCUCUCACUCAAGUUGAAAGAGAAAUUGAGUAUUUACGUUUAACAUCACUUGGAGUCAUAGGAGCUAUGUCUAAAACUCGAGACCCUCAAAUUGUUAAAUAUUUAAUGGAUAAAGAAGUAUUGAUGAUUUGUAUUGUUUCUAUACAACAUGCUGCAGAAAUAUCACGAGUCAUUGCUACCUUUAUUCUUUCCAAAUUAUUUAGUGAAAGUACUGCAUUAGAAAAUGUUUGUGAAACACCACAAAAGAUUUUAUCAAUUGCCAACCUUCUUUGUCAUUCAAUAGUAACAACUGUUAUGCAAAAAAGAGAUGUCAACGGUCGUCUUGUUCGUUAUUCUUUGGAUUGUUUAAACCGAUUAUCAACAAAUCCAAAAGCAACACCUCAGCUCCACUCAGUUGUGACAGAGUAUAAAGGGCUUUUCAAAGACCAUCUUUUGGAAUACAUAGUAAGUAAAGAACCUAGUUUAAAACCAAAAUAUGAUGAAUUUUGUAGAAAUAUCAGUUUUUCUCCAAAAUGA
This is a messenger RNA of Entamoeba nuttalli P19, 1017 nucleotides long. RefSeq names its product cell differentiation family, rcd1 family protein. Lineage: Eukaryota; Evosea; Mastigamoebida; Endamoebidae. The transcript has a single exon. The record is from RefSeq and is a predicted model, not a curated record. Bases 1 to 1017 code for a protein of 338 amino acids. Gene Ontology annotation, cellular component: CCR4-NOT complex; P-body; CCR4-NOT core complex. Gene Ontology annotation, biological process: negative regulation of translation; mRNA catabolic process.